AAUCUUCACAACAUUUCACCUCUCUCUCUCAACUCUCAACCACUUGUGUAGCUAGAAAGUAACUCAUACUCAAACAAUGAACACAUCCUCAUCCUCUGUAGAUUCAUGGGGAAUUACUAUUGCAGCUGUAACAACAGCAUUGCUUCUUCAACUAACCUUCAUUUCAUCACUUCAUGUUGACAGGAUUAUUGAGUUACCAGGACAACCCAAAGUUAGUUUCCAGCAGUUUUCUGGGUAUGUACCAGUUGAUGUAAGGAAUCAAAGGUCUCUCUUCUAUUAUUUUGCUGAAGCUGAAAUCGAACCUUCUACGAAACCCCUUGUUCUUUGGUUAAAUGGAGGUCCUGGUUGUUCUUCCUUGGGUGUUGGUGCAUUUUCUGAGAAUGGUCCUUUUAGACCAAGUGGUAAAGCUUUGAUCAGAAAUGAACAUAGCUGGAACAGAGAAGCAAAUAUGUUAUACUUGGAAACACCAGUAGGAGUUGGAUUCUCAUACUCAAAUGAUACCAACAAUUAUGUCAGUGCUGAUGACAAAAUCACAGCCAGGGACAAUUUGGUGUUCUUGAAAAGAUGGUUUCUGAAAUUCCCACAGCACAAAAAUAGAGAACUGUUCAUCACAGGGGAAAGCUAUGCCGGUCAUUAUGUGCCGCAGCUUGCAAACUUGAUGAUGGAAUUCAACAAGAAGGAGAACCUCUUCAACCUCAAAGGAAUUGCUCUCGGAAACCCGGUACUAGAAUUUGCAACUGACUUUAACUCAAGGGCGGAAUACUUUUGGUCUCAUGGUUUAAUAUCAGAUUCAACAUUCACAGAAUUCACUUCAUCUUGUAACUAUUCUCGAUACGUUAGUGAGUACUAUAGAGGUUCCGUUUCUUCAGUUUGUUCAAGAGUGAUGAGCCAAGUGAGCAGAGAAACCAGUAAAUUCGUAGAUAAGUAUGAUGUUACACUCGAUGUUUGCAUGUCUUCGGUUCUCUCUCAGUCCAAAAUCAUUAGUCCCCAACAAGUGCCAGAGAGUAUCGACGUUUGUGUGGAAGAUGAGACGGUGAAUUAUUUGAACCGUAGAGAUGUUAAGAAAGCACUCCACGCCCGUCUUGUUGGCGUUCGAAGAUGGGAAGUUUGCAGCAAUGUUCUCGACUACGAUUUACUUAACAUUGAAAUACCUACAAUAUCCAUCGUGGGUUCACUUGUCAAGGCCGGAAUUCCUGUCUUGGUAUACAGUGGCGACCAAGAUUCUGUUAUCCCAUUGACAGGGAGUAGAAAACUUGUCCAUGGGUUGGCAAAGCGAUUAAGAUUGGAGACAACAGUCCCAUACAGAGUUUGGUUUCAGGGGAAGCAGGUUGGUGGAUGGACUCAAGUUUAUGGUAACAUUCUGUCUUUUGCAACAAUCAGAGGAGCUUCACAUGAAGCUCCAUUCUCUCAGCCGGAGAGAUCACUUGUGUUGUUCAAGGCAUUUUUGGAAGGAAGGCCUUUACCCGAAGUACUAUUCUGACCCUCACUCAAUAAGUAAGUCCAUAUUAGCCACAUAGGGUCUUAAUCACAAUGUAAUUAGAGCUUGGGAAGAUCCUUUUUAUUAUAGUCAUAAGGUCUAAUGUAAUGAUAAUCAAGGGGGGUAAGAAAAUGUAUAAGGGAAAAAAAAAGUUUUUUGUGUCUUCAUUUUUAGUUUUUUUAUUGUGUUGGUUGGUGUAAUUGAGCUUUGAGUUUGAACGAUUUUUGUAAAGAAUCCAUGAAAAGAAAGAAGAUUUUCUGUUAGAAUUUUACU
Molecule: messenger RNA, 1750 nt
Organism: Papaver somniferum (opium poppy)
Lineage: Eukaryota; Viridiplantae; Streptophyta; Magnoliopsida; Ranunculales; Papaveraceae
Product: serine carboxypeptidase-like 45
Exons: 9
Coding region: 77-1480 (467 amino acids)
Biological process (GO): proteolysis
Cellular component (GO): vacuole
Molecular function (GO): serine-type carboxypeptidase activity
Source: RefSeq, a predicted model, not a curated record